AUGCGUUUCACGAAGUUGAUCGCCGCAGCUCUAUUGAGCGUCACUAGUCUUGCAUAUGCACUUCAAGACUCGAGCAACAACACCGACAUCGAAACCGACAUCGUAAAGCAUAAUAGCGAUACGCUCGCAUACCCUCAAGAUGGAAAGCCGAUCCCAAGUGAUUAUACACGGUUAAAUGUAGCGUGGUUCCAGCGUCACCUAAAUGACUACUAUGUUGCGAUGGAUGAGGCUGAUUCUAUCCCUGCUGGGAGGAAUGCUGUAAAUGAGGGUGUAAAUGGCUGCAUUUCUAUCCACUUUUUCACUACAACCGAGUGUAUAGUAGCUGCCCAUGUUAGCUUUAACUUCUGGAGGGAGGUUACGCUUGAAGGUUGUGCUGAAGCAAAACGUCAAGAAGGACUACGUGGCCGCCGUGUUACUAAGGUUAUAAUUAUGGCACCAGACAGGUCAUCGGCGAUGACAACAUUCAACUACAUUAAGCCAAAUUUCAGAAGAGCCUACGUUAGCCCAGGAAUGUAUGAACCGUCGAUGCAACCUGGUAUCCAUUACAAUUUCGUUGCCUAUGUUGGCACUACCGACGUCGUUCAAACUCAGUCUUAUUAA
This is a messenger RNA of Pseudogymnoascus verrucosus, 600 nucleotides long. RefSeq lists its product as uncharacterized. The transcript has 2 exons. Lineage: Eukaryota; Fungi; Ascomycota; Leotiomycetes; Thelebolales; Thelebolaceae. Bases 1 to 600 code for a protein of 199 amino acids. The record is from RefSeq and is a predicted model, not a curated record.